This is a messenger RNA of Gracilinanus agilis (Agile Gracile Mouse Opossum), 3406 nucleotides long. RefSeq names its product acyl-CoA dehydrogenase family member 11 (gene ACAD11). NCBI's taxonomy places the organism in Eukaryota, Metazoa, Chordata, Mammalia, Didelphimorphia, Didelphidae. The transcript has 20 exons. The record is from RefSeq and is a predicted model, not a curated record. Gene Ontology annotation, cellular component: mitochondrion. Gene Ontology annotation, molecular function: flavin adenine dinucleotide binding; oxidoreductase activity, acting on the CH-CH group of donors. The coding region runs from base 16 to 2361 and encodes 781 amino acids.
CAGCAACAGUUGGACAUGGAGCCCGGAUCGUUUAAAGAGCCUGACACGGGCGAAGUCCUGCCCCAGCACAGGCUUGAUCAGAGGUCCCUGGAAGACUAUCUGAGCCGGCACUUGCCCGGCUUUGAAGCAGAGCCCACUGCGGUCCUGAAGGUCGCCCAGUACAGAUCAGGACAAUCCAAUCCAACCUUUUAUCUUCAGAAGGGAUGUCGAACUUAUGUACUCAGGAAAAAACCACCUGGCUCUCUCCUUCCAAAAGCACAUGAGAUUGACAGAGAAUUCCGGGUGCAGAAAGCCUUGUUUUCUAAUGGAUUUCCGGUCCCUAAGCCUUUACUGUACUGCAAGGAUGUUUCUGUGAUUGGAACCGAAUUUUAUGUGAUGGAACAUGUACAGGGUCGCAUCUUUCGUGAUUUCUCUCUUUCUGAAAUUAGCCCAGCAGAACGAGCAGCCUUAUAUGUGGCUACAGUAGAAACCCUGGCCCGGUUGCAUUCACUGAACAUACAGACCUUGGGUCUGGAAGGAUAUGGUAAAGGGGAAGGCUACUGCAAGAGACAGGUAUUAACAUGGACAAAGCAGUAUCAGGCCGCUGCUCAUCAGACCAUUCCUGCUAUGAACCAACUCUCUGACUGGUUAAUGCAGAACUUACCAGAUCAGGACCAAGAGCAAAAUUUGAUUCAUGGGGACUUUAAAAUAGAUAACUUGAUUUUCCAUCCAAGAGAGGCUCGUGUAAUAGCAGUUCUGGACUGGGAGCUUUCAACCAUCGGACACCCUUUAUCAGACUUAGCAUACCUUUCCUCCUUCUUCUUUUGGCCUAGGAACAUUCCAGUGUUAAAUAAAAGUAAUAACUUGCAACUUACUGCAGGGAUACCAUCCGUAGAAGAACUGGCUUUAAUUUAUUGUCGUUACAGAGGAAUUAGCCCUACACUUCCUAACUGGAACUUCUUUCUUGCUCUUUCAUAUUUCAAAUUAGCUGGAAUAAUGCAGGGAGUAUAUGCUAGAUAUCUCCUUGGAAAUUCUGCAUCUGAAACAAGUUAUCUGUUUGCUGAUGUUGUCAAACCCCUAGCAGAGCUUGGCCUACAAUUCACCAAAAGAACGCUGAGUGCUACAGUUUCACGGACUGAUUCUACAGGAAGAUUAUUCCUCCAGACUAGGACAGGCCAAGAAGUUCUUCUGAGAGUAAAACAUUUUAUGCAGCAAUAUGUACUGCCAGCAGAAAAGGAGGUAAUAGAGUUCUAUAUUCACAAUGAAAAUUCACUGGACAAGUGGAAGAGACCUGUAGUGAUUGAAAAACUUCAGGAAAUGGCCAAAGUUGAGGGACUCUGGAACCUCUUUUUGCCACCUGUCAGUGGCCUUAGCCAGGUGGAUUAUGCAUUGAUUGCUGAAGAAACAGGAAAAUGCUUUUUUGCUCCAGAUAUUUUCAACUGCCAAGCACCAGACACAGGAAAUAUGGAGGUACUUCAUUUAUAUGGAAAUGAAGAACAGAAGAAACAGUGGCUUGAACCUCUUCUUCAAGGAAGAAUUAAAUCUUGCUUCUGCAUGACAGAGCCCAAUGUUGCCUCCAGUGAUGCUACUAAUAUUGAAUGUACCAUUGAACGAGAUGGUAAUAACUAUGUCAUCAAUGGCAAGAAAUGGUGGAGCAGUGGAGCUGGGAAUCCAGAUUGUAAGAUUGCAAUUGUCUUGGGUAGAAGUAAGAGUUCUUCCGCACCCAGACACAAACAACACAGCAUGAUCCUGGUUCCAAUCAAUACACCAGGAGUGGAAUUGGUAAGGCCACUGUCAGUCUUUGGAUAUUUAGAUCAUUUCCACGGAGGACAUUUUGAGAUACAUUUUAAUAAAGUUCGAGUACCUGUUUCCAAUAUAAUACUAGGCGAAGGAAGGGGAUUCGAGAUUGCCCAAGGCCGCCUUGGACCAGGCCGCAUCCACCACUGCAUGCGAUCAGUAGGUCUGGCUGAAAGAGCCUUACAGAUCAUGUGUGAGCGUGCAGUCCAGAGAGUGGCCUUUCAGAAGAAAUUAUAUGCACAUGAGGCAGUGGCCCAUGGGAUAGCUGAGAGCCGCAUCGCCAUUGAGGAGGUGCGCCUGCUGACCCUGAAAGCGGCCCACAGCAUGGACACAGUGGGCAGUGCCCGAGCCAGGAAGGAGAUCGCCAUGAUCAAGGUGGCCGCCCCCCGCGUGGUCUGCAAAAUCGUGGACCGGGCCAUUCAAGUGUGCGGUGGAGCCGGGGUCUCCCAGGACUUUCCUUUGGCCAGAAUGUACGCCAUGAUCCGAACCCUACGGAUAGCGGAUGGGCCCGAUGAAGUCCAUCUCUCGGCCAUCGCCAAAAUGGAGCUGCAGGAGCAAGUGGGCAAGCUGGCAGCCAGGAUGUAGCUCCGCCCCGCGCCGUGGGGGCGUGGCUCCCCCCCCCCCCCCCCCCCGACCGAGGCACCACGUGCCCAAACUACCAAAAGCGCAGGAAAUCGGUCAUCCGGGCCUACGUUUGAUUCCGAUUCCAUUGGUUGGAUGAGUUUUCCUGUGGAGGAUGGAACCCCCGCGCCCAAUUCAGGGCCGUCAGCUCCCCAGAUAGGCCCUUAGCUGCAAAGAAGCCGAAAGCGGAGGGAGAGGGUAGGGGAGCUGGCGGCCCCAGCCGAGGCUGUGAACGCGUUUGUGCUUCUCUGUUCUGGUGGUUGGGUCUCGCCUGACGGAUCACCCCGUAAUCCUGUAUGUCUGACUUCAUGCGUUUAAGGCAGUUUCUGAGAAGGUCCUUUAAAUUCCCGGCCAGUAAAUCCUGAGAAUCCUGCCGGGUGUGUAGCCCGGUGCAGGCCGGGGAUUCGGGGACCAAAAGAAAACUGAUCUUGGCUUUGAGGAAUUUACAUUCUACUUUUACCCAGUGGCAGAGAGGCUGUUUAGGGGCUGACUUGCCACAUGCUAUUUUAGAAUCUUUUCUAUUACAUUUUAGUGCAUUGAAGUUCUAAACGUUUCUGAUCUCUGUGAAUCAAACACUAAAUGUUGCACAGAAACAAUCCAGAACAACUUUAUCUCUAGGCUUGCAGACAGCCUGGGAUGGGGGAAAUGGGGGUGGAGGGGUGCGGGAGGGGGAGGGGGGGCAUCACACUGUCUCUAAAAGGUUCGCCAUCACUGACCAGGGAGACCAUUAUGGAGUCUUGUCUCCAGGCCUGUGUAGCCUUCCUGUGUCCCUCAGUAAUGGGCUUCCUGUCCCAGGGAGAGGAGCCUUUCUGAGAUGCUCCCUCACCUGCCUUGAGAUUUUAGAGGUUCUGAAGAUUGUUCUCAGGGAGAGCGUUAGCCACACCUCUCCCAGAUGCCAGAUUGCUGUUGAAAAAUCAAGUCUUGGUUGUUUAGAAUCUGUGUAUGUUGCUAAAUAAGCUACUGUGAAUUAUACUAAAAUGUCAAAUAAAAAAAACUUUUUCAGUUCUAA